UUAAUUGUUUAAACUUAUGUUUUUUCAUUUAUUAUAAAUAUUAUUUAUAAAUUUGAAUAAUAAGUUCAGUUAUGAAGACAUGCAUUGUGUGCGAAUGUAAUGAUCAAAAGGCAACAUUUCAUAAAUUCCCUAGUAAUCCAUAUAUGAGGCAAAAAUGGUUAAAUCAAUGCAACAUUAAAGGAACACUACCUAAUUAUUCAUACAUAUGUUCAUCACAUUUUAAAAAAGAGGAUUAUGUUAGUACUAGACUUAAGAAGGAUGCACUCCCAAAACUUGUCGAAGACCAAAUUGAAAUACAAUAUGUUCCCUCACAUAGCAAAAAUAAAAUAUUAAGUUGUUCAGAAUCAAGUACACCACAAUAUGUUGAAAAUAGUCCAAAAAUAUCUACUAGUACUUCUUUAAGUUCUUUAUCCAGUGUGAAUGACCACGGUGAAAAGUAAGUUUAAAAAAAUGUGUUUAAUGUAUUUUACGUAAAUGUAAUAUGAUUAUUAUACCUUUUGGGAAUGUAGAGAGUAUUCAAUAAUCAUAGAGAGCAAUUAAUUAAUCU
Messenger RNA from Myzus persicae (green peach aphid), 547 nucleotides. RefSeq lists its product as uncharacterized. Lineage: Eukaryota; Metazoa; Arthropoda; Insecta; Hemiptera; Aphididae. The transcript is spliced from 4 exons. Gene Ontology annotation, molecular function: sequence-specific DNA binding. Bases 72 to 440 code for a protein of 122 amino acids. The record is from RefSeq and is a predicted model, not a curated record.